Molecule: messenger RNA, 348 nt
Organism: Salmo salar (Atlantic salmon)
Lineage: Eukaryota; Metazoa; Chordata; Actinopteri; Salmoniformes; Salmonidae
Source: RefSeq, a predicted model, not a curated record
AUGGCGUCAGUGAUCGUCAGGUCAGAAACACAGGGCUACUCAGUGGAGGGGAUGAGUGAACCUCUGCUCACCUUCCUACAGCACCUGAGAGAGUUUGGCCUCGUCUUCCAGAGGAAGAGGAAGUCUAGAAGGUACUACCCCACCAGGCUGGUCAUCACCCUGUCUGCUGGCGUCUCCGCCAACUCUUCCUCCACCGCUAUGGGCGCAGCCCCAGGGACUGGAGAUUCAGGUUUCAUCGUAGUGGAAAUUAACUAUCACCUCUAUCCCUAUACAAUUAUGAACCAACUAUCACCUCUAUACUUUUACAAGUGUGAACCAACUAUGACCUUUAUCCGUAUACAAGUAUGA